GUGAUUUUUACUGGGUGGCAACCUUUGCAACAGUGAACGCGUGCUGUGUGUGUUUUUUUUUGUAUAGACGAGCAAUAUUUAUUUAUUUACCUCGAGAUAAAGUGUAUUUUAGUUGGCGCAUGUCCGAAACAAACUGCGCAGCAUGGACUCCAAAUACAUGAUAAACAGCAAUGGGAACUCGGGAUUGGCCUCGGUAUUCCCAGUGAAACGUAAAAUAGAGCCAAUGAAAGAGCAGAAUGCGAUUAAGAAGCCAAAUUACACACCGCCAAAGCAACAGCAAUCGCCGUACAAAAACAAUGUGUUGGCCAACAACAAGAGGAACAGCAUUGACCAGGAUCGAAAGGCGCUUCCCGUUUACAAUUGCCGACAGCGCAUCUUAAAGGAAGUGGAGGCGAAUGACACGUUACUGAUAAUGGGCGAAACGGGUUCCGGCAAGACGACACAAAUACCACAGUUCCUGUUGCAAGCCGGAUAUGCAAGCAAUGGCAUCAUUGGGAUUACCCAGCCACGUCGUGUGGCAGCCAUCACGAUAGCGAAGCGUGUGGCACAGGAAUUGUCGAGCAACAUUGGCGACACGGUCGGCUAUACCGUGCGUUUCGAGGACACGACAACGGAACGCACACGGAUCCGGUAUUUAACGGAUGGCAUCCUGUUGAGGGAGGCAAUUGGAGAUCGUUUGCUGCGGAAAUAUGCGGCAAUUAUGCUGGAUGAGGCGCACGAGCGGACGGUAAAUGCGGAUGUCCUGUUUGGCAUUGUGAAGGAGGCGCAACAGGAGCGCAGGAAACACAAGAUGCCCAAACUGAAGAUAAUUAUUACCUCGGCCACCAUGGACAUUGAUCAUUUUGGCAGUUAUUUUAAUGUGAAAGGCAUGUACCUGGAGGGACGCACACAUCCCGUGCGUGUCAUGCAUGCCAAGGAGCCCCAGGAUGAUUAUAUCCACGCAGCUCUGGUCACACUCUUUGAUAUACAUCGCCAUGAGCCCAUCAAUCAUGAUGUGCUCAUCUUUCUCACCGGCCAGGAGGAAAUCGAAGCACUCGCCCAACAAAUCCGUCAACUGGCGAGGAUCAACAACUCGGGACCCUCCGAUGUCCGUGUCUUCACACUGUACGCUCAGCUGGCCCAAGGCAAACAAUUGGAAUGCUUUCUGCCGGUGCCGGCAAAUACCCGUAAAAUUGUGCUGGCCACAAACAUUGCCGAGACGUCAAUUACCAUACCGGGCAUACGUUGUGUCAUUGACUGUGGCUACGUCAAGGAGAAAUCCUUUAAUCCCAGCUCCGGUUUAGAUAUUUUGAAAACCGUACGCAUCUCCCAGGCCCAAGCAUGGCAGAGAAGUGGACGUGCUGGUCGCGAUGCACCUGGAAAAUGCUAUCGCACAUAUACGAAAAACAGUAUGGAGUUCUUUCGCGUCGCCGCCCAGCCAGAGAUCCUACGUGCCAAUCUGACAUCAACGGUGUUGCAGCUACUCGCGCUGGGCAUCGAUUGCACCAGCUUUGAUUUCAUUGAUCCGCCCCAGCAAGAGGGUGUCCAGGCCGCAUACAAGGCAUUGGAGCAGUUGGGCGCCAUCAAAUCCGCCACGGUGCCCAGCAUUACCAGCUCGGGGCGUUUGAUGGCACAGUAUCCACUAGAUCCCAGAUAUGCCAAAUUGUUACUCUCAGCGCCAACAUUCGGUUGUAUGGAGGAAAUGCUCAGCUUGGUGGCGGCUCUCUCCAGCGAUAAUGUAUUCAUUGGCCAUGCCGACAAGAGCGAAUUGGCCGCCUUGGCGCAUGCCAAGUUCCAGUCCAAACACGGCGAUCAUCUGACACUGCUCAAUGUCUUUACGACCUUCCAGAAGACCGAGAAGCCAAAGAUCUGGUGCCACGACAACUUUCUCAACAUUAGAAAUCUAACUUAUGCCCGCAAUGUGCGAAAUCAGCUGGCGGAGAUUAGCUCUAGAGUUGGUCUAGUCUCCAACAGCUGUGGCGAUAACUCGGAUGCGGUCAAGAAAUGCCUGUUGACGGGUCUAUUCGAUAAUAUUGCAAUGCUGCAAAAAGAGGGACACUACUUGACUCUGAGUGGACGUGUCAAGGCCAAAAUCCAUCCAUCCAGUGUGCUCCAUGGCAAAUACAAGCCACAGUGCAUCCUCUUCACCGAAAUGGUUAAAACCGAACACAAUUUUCUACGUCAGGUGACUGAGAUUAGCAUAGAAUGGAUUGAAGAAGUUGUGCCAUCCAUGAAGUAUAUUAUUAAAUAAUAACAAAAAAUGGGAAAGGAUUUAAAGAAUUGAAAAGCUUUUGUUCUUAUGUAUAUAUGGAAAAGUAAUAUACUAAUCCGACACUGCCCAGUUUCGAUAUAAAGCGUUUCUUCACAAUAGAUUGGAUGCCAACAAGCUCAGAUCGUUGGGGUUGAUUUCUUGUUCAAAUUUUGAGGAAUCAUACAUAAGAAAGACUCAAUUUCUUCUUUAACUUAAGUCAAAUAUUAAAUAUAACCGACUUUUUAUAUGAAUUGCUCUAGUUCUUAAACAUUUUUUUAUGUAGCUGUGUUCGAUUCUCUAGUUAAAAAAGUUACAAAGAACGAAAAAUUAAUAAACGAAAUAUGAUAACCA
Molecule: messenger RNA, 2581 nt
Organism: Drosophila innubila
Lineage: Eukaryota; Metazoa; Arthropoda; Insecta; Diptera; Drosophilidae
Gene: ath
Product: ATP-dependent RNA helicase DHX33
Exons: 2
Coding region: 143-2230 (695 amino acids)
Biological process (GO): positive regulation of transcription by RNA polymerase I
Cellular component (GO): intracellular anatomical structure; nucleolus
Molecular function (GO): RNA binding; ATP binding
Source: RefSeq, a predicted model, not a curated record